Messenger RNA from Abrus precatorius (Indian licorice), 906 nucleotides. Its product is annotated as probable polygalacturonase At3g15720. The record is from RefSeq and is a predicted model, not a curated record. NCBI's taxonomy places the organism in Eukaryota, Viridiplantae, Streptophyta, Magnoliopsida, Fabales, Fabaceae. The coding region runs from base 1 to 906 and encodes 301 amino acids. Gene Ontology annotation, biological process: carbohydrate metabolic process. The transcript has 7 exons. Gene Ontology annotation, molecular function: polygalacturonase activity.
AUGGAAUAUGGAGCUUGUGGCGAUGGAAAAACUGAUGAUUCACAUCAUGAAGGAAAAAUAAUUGCACCAUCUAAGGAUGCAUGGGUUAGUGAUAACUCAAGUUGGAUUGUGAUGUCAAAUGUAAACGAUUUAACAAUUGAUGCCAAAAGAGGAAUGAUCGAUGGCUAUGGCUCUACUUGGUGGCAAUGCAAAAGUUGUAAACGACCCAGAGCCUUGCGUUUCCAUCGUUGUAAUGGUCUUACUGUGAAUUAUCUAAGGACCAUGAAUAGUCCUGGAGCUCACAUAUCUGUAAGUGGUUGCGAGGGUGCAAAAUUCUCUCAAAUCAACAUUCAUGGUCCUGUCCACAGUCCCAACACCGAUGGAUUCGACAUUGCUUCUUCCAAAAAUAUUUUGAUCCAAGAUUCCACUAUAGGAACUGGUGAUGAUUGUAUUGCUAUCAAUGGUGGCUGCUCUAACAUCAGUACUGUUGGGGUUGCUUGUGGACCAGGCCAUGGAAUAAGCAUUGGCAGCCUUGGUAGAAAUCAAGGUCAUGAGACAGUUGAAGAAGUUCAUGUAAGAAAUUGCAGCUUCACAGGAACCACAAAUGGAGCCAGAAUCAAGACUUGGCCUGAGAGAUCAGGUUAUGCAAGAAAGAUCACCUUCGAGCAAAUAAAACUAACAGAUACUCGUAACCCAAUAAUUAUAGACCAAUACUAUGGACAUAACAUUUCAUCGGUAUAUUCAUAUUAUUUAUCUGAUGCCAAAGCAAUCGAUUUACGAUGCAGUAAAUUAGGCUGUUUCGGUAUCAUAUUGGAUCAAAUCAACAUAGUCUCUGCUGAACAAGGAAAACAUGCCUAUGCUUCUUGCAAAAAUGCUCAUGGAAUCGUUUUAUCUUCUAUUCCCAGUGUCUCUUGCUUGUUGAAUUGA